AUGGAUCCGAUCGAGAUGCUGCACGAAUUCCUCUUCUUCGACGCCGACGAAGACACGGCGCCACCAGACGAGCCGGAGCCCUUCUACGACAACAUCACCAGCACCGCAUUUGAGAGCGACACCAUCGACGCUUUCAUCACAGCCUGGGAGGAAGAGGAACGCACUGCGGCACUCGCAGAAGACUUUCCCUGCAAAGCACCAAAAUUCGCAGAAGGCCACCUCGAGCGUCCGAAUUCCGGGACCGCCCAAAUCUACAACGCCGACUCAGUUCCUCCCACAUUUAAACUUUCAGAACCCGUCAAGGAGGCUCCAUACUUUGUUGUAGUGUCAGCUGGCAGUCUGAAGACGAAAUGGGGAGUCCUCAAAGACGAGAAGACGAACGCCGCUCGGCUGGAGAAGAUACAAGAGCCAUGCGGAAUUUGCUUGGAGCCGAACGAGAAGCCCUGCGGACCGAGAUGCGGGCAUCUAUUUUGCUACGAUUGUGUUUCGUUGGUGCUGGAGUCGCAGAUGGAGAGACUAUGCCCGUACUGCAGAGGGGUGAUGGAUUUCGGGAACUUGAUUGAGUACGUUGUUUGUGGAGAGGAGACGAAGGAGGAUUAA
Zymoseptoria tritici IPO323 is the source of this 600-nucleotide messenger RNA. RefSeq lists its product as uncharacterized. Bases 1 to 600 code for a protein of 199 amino acids. NCBI's taxonomy places the organism in Eukaryota, Fungi, Ascomycota, Dothideomycetes, Mycosphaerellales, Mycosphaerellaceae. The transcript has a single exon. The record is from RefSeq and is a predicted model, not a curated record.